GUGCUCCCGAAGGACCUCUGGCUGCUAGGGCCCUUAGUACCUAGACCAUCCUCGCAGCCUGGGCAGUGCCGGGGCCCCGAGGGGGCAGCAUGGGCAGAGCCCAGGAGGCGGGUUGGCUGGCGGGCCUGGUGCUCGGGGCCGGCGCUUGUUACUGCGUUUACCGAUUGGCCUGGGGGAAAGAAAAAAGCCGGAAGACGGCGGCUGCGGGCGGGAGUCGAGGCUGCCCCGCGGGGCCAGGCCAGACGCUCCUCCAGCGGGCGUCCGGCCUCCCGGUGGUGGCCAGCCCCUCCCCUCCUGCAGAGGAUGAUUUUGCCAAAUCAUCUAGUAUACUGGAAGCUCAACAUCUUAAAAAACUCAUUUGCUUGCUAGAGUCAACUGAGGAUCCUUUAAUUCGUGAAAAAGCUUUGAUUACACUUGGUAACAGUGCUGCUUUUUCGAUCAAUCAAGAUAUUAUUCAUAAUUUGGAUGGUCUCUUAGUUAUUGGAAACAUACUGAAAGACCCCAACCCCAAAAUUAAAGAGAAAGCUUUAAAUGCCCUAAAUAACUUAAGCAUGAAUAUUCAGAACCAGAGGGAAAUUAAGGUAUAUAUGAGCCAAAUCUGUAAGGAGACCAUCUCCUCUCCCUUGAAUUCAAAUGUACAGCUGGCUGGCCUGAGAUUAUUAACAAACAUGACAGUCACCAAUGACUAUCAGCACUUAAUUGCCCAUUCAGUUUCAGACUUCUUUGAUUUGUUAUGUGUGGGAAAUGAAACCACCAAGAUUCAGACUUUAAAAGUGCUUUUGAAUUUGUCAGCAAAUCCAGCCAUGACGAGUGAACUUCUCAGUGUGCAAGUGCCAUCAUCAUUGAUUUCCCUCUUUGAAGGAAAUGUGGAGAAGGAAAUUCUUACUCGUGUCCUUAUGCUCUUUGCAAAUUUAAAUGACAAUGUAAAGCAGAAAGAGAAUGCAUUUGCCCAGCAUCAAUUUAAUAAUGGCUCUCUUUUCUCUCUACUCUAUGGAGAAUCUACAGAGUGUACUGAGAAGUUGCUGUCCUUAGCAUAUCACCAUGAUGUUGAUGUGAAAGAAAAAGUUGCAAAAAUACUAACUGUACUUUGAUUGGCCUUGUAUUUCAAAAACAACAUAAUUACCCAGUGUUGCAGUCUGUGUGAGACAAAUGGUUGUGACACAUUUAUCUCAUUCACAUAGUUUGGUGCUGUCACUCCCUAGAUCACAAUGGUGACUGCAAAGCCUUGGGGCAGAGAAAGAACAUUCAUUUAGGAGUGUUAUUCCAGUUGGCGGAAGUAAAACUAAGGUUCUGAUCAGCCAUUUGCUCAUGUAUUCUCUUUGCCAUUUACUAUAACCAAGGGAAAACAGUAGAAUCUAUGAAGAUUUCCAAGAUUUCUUGUACCCUUGAUCAGUAAAAUGAAACUAGAAGGAUGGGAUCCACCAAUCAGAGAGUAUGCACUAAAGCAAGGAGCCUAGACAUAUCUGGAAGAUUCUUUGUGACUUUCUGGUCUAAGACACUAAUGAAGCCCUUGAGGACUCUGGUGCUGGAGAUCUAAUUCAAAUUUAUCUACUCUGGAUGUAUGGCAUGAGGUUAUCACCUGAAGAGAAAUUUGUUAUGAUUUUAUACUUGAAGCCUUGAAAAAAUGAAAAAAUUAUUGUGAGAUAAAAUAUUAUAAGGACAUUUUAACAGUCGCCUUAAUUCAAAUUAUUAAGAAUUUUCUCAUUGGCUCUGAGUUUAAAUGAACACUACAGAACUUUUUUAAGAAUGGGAAUUUUGAUCUGUAAAAGCUACAAUGUAUUUUUUAAAAAUGUAUCACAGUGCAAUUAAAAAAAUAGCUUUAAUAAAAUUAAACAGAACAAAGUCACUAUAACUAUUGUGCAAAACAAAUGUGACCAAUAAUCUGUGUGAUGUCAGUUUUAUUCUAAGAAUAGUCUUAAUCUAUAUCUAGCAUACACCUGGAUUCUAAUACCUACCACCCAACUAUCAGGAUUUGAACCUGAGACAAACCACUCAAUGUUUCUGACAAGCCUCAUUUGAAAAAUAGGGAUAAAUUCACUCCAAUUUCUUCAAGGCUAUUUGAGGGAUCAAAUCACUCAAUAGGUGUGAAGAUGCUUUAAAAGUGCUAUUUGAAUACAUGGGACUUAGGAAAGAGCACAGAUUGGAGGCAGAGGACCUGAGUACCACCCCUACUCUGUCAUCUACUCCCUGUAUGACCUUGGGCAAGUCACUCAGGACCUGUUUCCUUAUUUGAAAAAGAGGAGUUGUAUUUUCCUUCCAGCUCCAUGUCUUGGAUCUUAACGAUUGGACUAGGACAAGAAAAUUGAUUUGGUUCAACUUAACACUGAGCCAUCACAGUUCUACCUGGUAAAGAAAUGGGUUUUUCUAAGUAUGUACCAUGUGCUUUCAUUUUGGGGUUUGCUAUUUUAAUAAAUUGUACUUUUAAGCAAAGGACUGUAAAGCAAUUAUUAUUUUAAAGUGAUUGUGACUAGCAUGUGUACUAUAAUUAUGUAACUCAGUUUUUGUCUUUAUAAAAAGAGGUUUUUGUUUAGUAGAGGUAAUUGUGAGGUACGUUAAAGGACACUGGGGAAAUUGCCAAAUAAACUUUGGGUGGCUCAUGUGUCUGUUCUUGAU
This is a messenger RNA of Dromiciops gliroides (monito del monte), 2613 nucleotides long. It is a transcript of the gene ARMC10, whose product is annotated as armadillo repeat containing 10. The coding region runs from base 90 to 1091 and encodes 333 amino acids. The record is from RefSeq and is a predicted model, not a curated record. Gene Ontology annotation, cellular component: mitochondrion. The transcript has 6 exons. Lineage: Eukaryota; Metazoa; Chordata; Mammalia; Microbiotheria; Microbiotheriidae.